AUGGGUGAUUGGAAAUGCAGUUCAUCACAGAUCACAGAAGCUGAACCGAGGAUGCUACUAACAACAAUUUUGAGCGGUUGGCUUUUUGUGGACAAGAGGAGACUCGUCCAAGUGUUCCCAGAACCGGUGCGGAAACUAUGGGACGAUUGGGAGCUGCGAAUGCUGGUCCUCAUCAGCCUCACCUUGCAAAUAUUACUCAUUGUGGUGGGCAACCGUAGAAAGUAUAAUCCAAGAGCUUGCCUCAGAUUGUGUAUUUGGUCAGCCUACCUAAUGGCAGACUGGGUCGCAACUGUUGCACUUGGUGUCCUCUCCAAUAAGCAAGGAAAUCCCUGCACCUGUGCUGCCAAUGUAACCAGUACUAACGAUGAUGAGCUCAUGGCAUUUUGGGCACCAUUUCUGCUGUUACACCUCGGCGGCCCAGACACAAUUACUGCUUAUGCUAUAGCAGACAAUGAGUUGUGGAUAAGGCACUUCCUUGGACUUGGUGUCCAGACGGGCGUGGCAUUGUAUGUCACUAUCACGGCCUGGAGUGGAACUUGGCUCUCCGUCCUCACCAUUCCCAUGCUUUUUGCUGGGUUGGUAAAGUAUGGAGAAAGGUCACUGGCCUUGAGAUCUGCAAAUCGUGAGCAGUUUCUUGAUUCCUUGCUCGAUGCUCCUGAUUCUGGCCCAAAUUAUGCUAAAUUCAUGGAGGAAUUCAGUUUGAAGAAGGCCGAGGAGUUUAGUGUGUCGGCUGUUGAGGUGAUCGAGGUUUCUCACCAGUCCGAUGGUCGCAAUGACGGUAACGACAGUGCCGCUAAUACAAGUAAAUUAUUGCCUGAUGCGUACAGCUUCUACCACAGUUUCAAGCGGCUCUUCGUAGAUCUUAUUCUUAGCUUCCAAGAUCGAGAUAAGAGCCAGUCUUACUUCCAGAAAUCCACUAAUUGGGAAGAUGCUUUCAAGUUAGUUGAAAUCGAACUUGACUUCGCGUAUGAUGCUUUCUAUACAAAGGCACCUAUAAUAUUCACUAAAUGGGGAUGCAUUUUCCGCUUCAUUACUUGCUCUAUCACUAUUAUAGUGUUUGUGUUGUUCCUGUUUGUUGAGAAACACAAUCACCUGCGGACUGAUCUCAUAGUUACUUACAUAUUGAUGGCGGGAGCUAUUAUUUUAGAUUUCUAUGGUGUCAUUUUGCUAUUACUCUCUGACAGGGCAAAGCUAUGGUUGAGUGAGCACAAAUCUGAAGUAAUCUCUUGUUUUCAACGAAUUGUUUCUAAACAGGUAUCUUCUUUUCUACCUUCUAACAAAAAACGGUGGUCAAAUUCCUUGGCUCAGUACAAUUUGCUAAGUUUUUCCCUUAGACGAAACCUCGUGCCUUUUCUGGAUGAUAAAUGUUUCCAAAAGAUUGUGAAGCAUUUGCCAUUUUAUGAAACAUUGGAGAAGCACUGGUAUGAAUACCGUUUCGAAGAAAUCUCUAGAGAAAUGAAGGAGUCGAUCUUCCAGCACUUUCUGAAGAAAUCAGAGGUCAGCAAAGAAAAAGCAAAGGUCAACAAAGAAAAAGCAGAGGUCAACAAACAAAUAUCAGAGUAUGAGAAACAUAUCGGGUCUUUAUGUAGUGCCAGAGGUGGUCUUGUUUUCAAAGAAGAAAAAUAUGAAUGUUCCUCCUCAUUCGAUUGGAGCACUGAGCAGGUAGAAUUCGACCAAAGCAUUCUUAUCUGGCACAUUGCUACUGAUCUCUGCUAUCACUUAGAUGGUGCGGAAAACUUGGCCGCCAAAGAUUCGAGCAAGAACCUAUCGGACUACAUGUUGUAUCUUUUAGUCAUUCGUCCUUUCAUGCUGCCAAUUGGGAUUGGGAUGAUGAGGUUUCGAGACACCUGUGAGGAGGCCAAGGAAUUUUCCAAGGAAAAUGAUUUAUCAUCAAAAAAUAAGGACGAACUUCCCACAAUGUUGCUCGAAGUGUGUACUGAAGUUGAACCAACAAAGGUGAAAGGGGACAGGAGCAAAUCCGUGCUAUUCGAUGGAUGUAUGCUUGCAAAUCAAUUGCAGAAAAUGGUGGAGAAAGAGAAAUGGAAUAAAGAGAAGAAGUGGGAGUUUGUUUGUAACGUGUGCAUUGAGAUUCUGGGUUACGCUGCAAGUCACUGCAGAGGAUAUCAUCAUGCUCAACAGCUUUCCAAGGGCGGGGAGCUCCUCACUCAUGUCUGGCUUCUUAUGGCGCAUCUUGGCAUUACCGAACAAUUUCAAAUCAACCGAGGCCAUGCCAGAGCCAAGUUGGCUGUGAAAUGA
Messenger RNA from Corylus avellana, 2256 nucleotides. The record is from RefSeq and is a predicted model, not a curated record. NCBI's taxonomy places the organism in Eukaryota, Viridiplantae, Streptophyta, Magnoliopsida, Fagales, Betulaceae.